Molecule: messenger RNA, 2866 nt
Organism: Hippocampus zosterae (dwarf seahorse)
Lineage: Eukaryota; Metazoa; Chordata; Actinopteri; Syngnathiformes; Syngnathidae
Gene: c1ql4b
Product: complement component 1, q subcomponent-like 4b
Exons: 2
Coding region: 366-1082 (238 amino acids)
Molecular function (GO): protein binding
Source: RefSeq, a predicted model, not a curated record
AACCCCAGUGGGAAUACUGUAGACCCUACCUGACAGCUCUCUGCCUCAGCACACAAGAGUGUCGUGCCGUGGAACAAAACACCAACCAUUCAGGAACUCUUGUCAGUGGCAAAGUUGAGACUGCUCAUACGUUGUCUCAUAAAGAGGAAAAGAUUGACAGUAAAUGUACUGACGCAAGCAAAGGUCUGCCCCGACAUUACCAGUCCCGCACACACGCUUGCAAUAUUGCAUUGGUGACGUUCCUCCCAGAGUUCAGCCUGGCCGGCACAACCAUUCCAGCCAAGGGGGAGGAGGACUUCCUCACGCUGGCCGCCUCCCGCCUCAGCCGCAAGAAGCGCGUGAUUGGGGCUGGAGUCGGCGUGGCCAUGGUCCUGGUACUGCUGGUGGCCAUCCCCCUACUGGUCCACACCACCAAAGGUGGCGCAUCCGGAGGGGGCACGCAUUACGAGAUGCUGGGGAGCUGCAAAAUGGUGUGCGACACUUUCACCCCACCUCAAGGAGAGCUGACAGGCUCCUCCCCUCAACCCCCAGACUUGGCAAACCGUAGGGGCAAACAGGGUUUUAGAGGAAACCCAGGACUUCCUGGUCCCCCGGGCCCUAAAGGUCCCCCCGGAGAGCCUGGUAAACCCGGUCCACCUGGGCUGCCGGGACCUGGGCCUGGUGGCUAUGGCCCCUCCUUGUACACCCCCAAGAUCGCAUUCUAUGCCGGCCUGCGGAAACAACACGAAGGGAAUGAGGUUCUGAAGUUUGAUGACGUGGUGACCAAUGUGGGGAACUACUAUGAGCCCACUACGGGCAAGUUCACCUGCCCUCUGCCCGGCAUCUAUUACUUCACCUACCACGUCCUGAUGAGAGGAGGGGAUGGAACGAGCAUGUGGGCUGACCUCAAGAAGAACGGGCAGGUGAGGGCCAGUGCCAUCGCCCAAGAUGCAGACCAGAAUUACGACUACGCCUCCAACAGUGUCAUCCUGCACCUGGACGUGGGCGACGAAGUGUGCGUACAGCUGGACGGCGGCAAAGUUCACGGCGGCAACACCAACAAAUACAGCACUUUCUCUGGAUUCCUCAUUUACCCUGACUGACACGUUGCUCUCGCUCGUCCCCGUUCUGCAUCUAACAGGCUGCAAUUUCAUCAUGCCGAAGGUCGAGCCAACUCAAAAGAGAAUAUCCAGCAAAUGAAUAUCUAAUUGUAUUUUCAUCAGUUAACAUUUACCUCAGACAAACACCUGGUUCGUUGUAAUUCUGUGCCAUGAACAGUGUCUUUCAUGUUUGCUCAGACACACACACACACACACAGGCACCCACAUACUUGACUACACGUUACACGAAUGAAGAUAUCCACCCAUCAGGAGUGUGUGUGCGUGUUAGCAGCCUCUGACCACAUCAUAUGAUGAUACAUUUUCAGCAUAGACACUAAAUUGAAAAAAAGUAUGCACAUAUAUAUAUCUGGGAGCUGAUAAUGUGUCUGAUUCUGUUGAAAAAAAUAAUAAUAUAUAUAUAUAAACAUAUAUAUAUAUAUUAAACAUUUUGGGGGGCGGUAGGGGUGCUGAUGAAAAUGUUGAAAUCAAGGCAAAAACAUAUUGUGUUUUUGUGCCGAAAAUAAAACAAAUAUGACACAAAAUGUUCGCCGUGUCUAUUGAUUGCUUUUUGGUUUGAUAUUUCUCCACCAAGAAUGUAGCAGAGAACAACAUGGUGCCAUGGAGAUGUUUUUUUUUUCAAAUGCCAUGUUAAAGGGAAUGUUCGGAUUGAGAUUGUUGUCUCAAUCCACAAUCCUCAAUCCAUUUUUUAUCAGGUGGUUCUAGUGAAUAUGUGCCCUCAGUUUGUGAAUGGUUUGUGUGCCUUCUUUUGCACAAAUUCAGCAACAAUGGCAAAAUUUCAAAGAGGGUAAUGUUUGUUUGAAAGGUUCAUCGAAAAAUCCGUGCAAAACCGAAAGAUUCAAAAUUGUGUUUACUAUAGUCGUCCUUAUGUAGCUUUGAACAGAACUUACUGACGUUACUUUGCUUUACGCUGAGCUAAGAGUUGUAUUGGUCACAGUUGCGGCAUCUGUUUCCUCAUCGAAAUCAAGCAAAGUGAACACUCGACUACCUAUUUUCAUUCAUUUUACUUGUGAAUGUACUUCAGUCAAGGUGUUUUUCAAAUGCAGGUGUUUCGAGCAUACACAAAGGGUUUCUGUGCCUUACGCGCUCUGUUUCCCUUUCAUCUUCCAUGCAUGAGACUGUUUCUCAAAUCCAAGCUGUGCGGACAAAACUGGUCCACGUGAUAUAAAUAGCUAUCCGACAAGGAUUUUUUUUUUUCGGGAUGCAGUCCAUGCCGUUGUUUGACAUUUGGGGGGAAAACGAGACAUUAACAAGGGACUGUGGAUCUUUGAAUGUGUAUGGAUGUCAUUCGUGUCUAUAAACCAGAUGAAAAAAAAGGAUGGGGGUUCUGUCUGUGUAGUAGCAGAACAACAGAAGCAUGUCAUAUUUGAAAAAUUUGCAUCAAAAAAUAUAAGAUGCCAAUGUAUCCAAAUGAUUAUAUGUAACUAUAUUAUGCAGCGAUGGCUGUUUGAAAGUGUUCUAUAAAUACUGUUGACUUGAACUAUGAAAACCAAGUUUCAUCGCGACACAUGCGUUGUGUAGCACUUGACGUGCGCCAGAGACUUUUGGGGCGCGUGAUGCUUAAAUAGCCUGACUGUGGAUAUGAAUCUGUUCUGUUGAAAGUCACCACGGUGGAACACAAACAUUCCUCUUUGGUGCCAUUCCGGCGGCGUCUUCUGCCGCCGUCACCUGUGUGCGUAGCCAUUGUUGUCACAGUACUUUGUAAGGUUCGUUCUACGUGGCAACUUGAACAACAUGAAACACAAUAAUAAAGAACAUCAUAUUCUGAA